ACACUUGUUACUAUAUAUAGUAACAAAAUUGCCUAUGAUUUCAACUGAUUAUGAGUGUCACGUGACCUAUUAUGAGUUUGCGGCCCCGGGCCGAGAACUAGUUAUCGGCCCGCUGAACAUGUGCACGUGAAACCAACGGUCACGUAAAACGUCAUCGCGCACAGUCAACAUUAAAUAUGGCCGGUGAGAGAGUCCUCGAAUCUUUGUCUAACAAACUUUUAGAUUUAGAUGCUAAAAUUAGAGUAUCUGAACAAGAUACCUAUGAUUUUAUUGAAAGUAAAAAAAAUGAAUCUACAAAGAAAAAAACAAAGAGCGACAUCGGAAGAUUUAUAGAUUGGCUCAGUGCAGAGGAAGAGACUCGAGCGGUUGAAACAAUUCCUCCCACAGAUUUAGAUAUGUAUAUAUCUAGAUAUUUACUGACGGUAAAAAAUAGCAAGACUGGAAAAGAAUUAGAACCAUCAACCCUGAAAGGCAUUGUGUCCAGCAUACGGAGGUACCUGAUUGAGGCGGAUUACUCGAUAGAUUUGACUACAGACAGAGCAUUCCGGCAUAGUCGAGAAACAUUGAAAGCCAAGACUACAGAUCUUAGAGAAAAAGGCCUCGGGAACAAAAUUAAAAGAGCAGACCCUUUUACCAACACAGAAAUACAAAUAAUGUAUGAGAAAGGCAUUCUUGGUUCAGAAAGUCCACAAGCCCUUAUUUAUACUAUUUGGCUAAACAACACCAUGCACUUUGGCUUAAGAGGUCGUCAAGAACACUCCACUAUGUUAUGGGGAGACAUUGAAUUAAAAAAUACAGCAGACGGAACAAGAUUCUACUGUAAACCUACGUAA
This is a messenger RNA of Ruditapes philippinarum (Manila clam), 833 nucleotides long. RefSeq lists its product as uncharacterized. The transcript is spliced from 3 exons. Lineage: Eukaryota; Metazoa; Mollusca; Bivalvia; Venerida; Veneridae. The coding region runs from base 177 to 833 and encodes 218 amino acids. The record is from RefSeq and is a predicted model, not a curated record.